GACGCCCGGUUUCAUUUGUUGUUUUGCGUGUUGCUUUGCUACCCGCGCAAGGCGUUCGGACGAAUUAGCUGUCAAUCUCCGACCAAAAAUAUAUUUAGGGUAGGUUGAUUAAGGGAUCAGUACUGUAGCAAUUGCCAGUGAGAUUAAUUCUGGGUCUGUUAGAGGUUAAUGCGAUAGAGUCCUUGGACUUUAUGCCAGUUUCAGGUGCAUUUACAUUAGCUUGGUAAAGCUAACUAACUGUACAGUAACAUCACAAGCAACCUCAGUUUUAUUUGGCAGUUUUUUUUUCUACGCUCACGAAAUUGAAGAUGUCCGACUCCGACAUAAUGUCUUCAGCCGAAGACAGAGCCAAGGAGAUUCUGAAGGGGUUUAAGCUAAACUGGAUGAACUUGCGCGAUGCUGAGACUGGGAAGGUGCUGUGGCAGGGAACGGAGGAUCUGUCUCUUCCUGGGGUCGAACAUGAAGCUCGAGUCCCCAAGAAAAUUCUCAAGUGCAAAGCUGUGUCCAGAGAGCUAAAUUUCUCUUCAUCAGAAAAACUAGAAAAGUUCCGCCUUGAGCAGAAGGUCUUCUUCAAAGGCCAGUGUUUAGAAGAAUGGUUCUUUGAGUUUGGCUUUGUGAUUCCCAACUCCACAAACACAUGGCAGUCUUUGAUAGAGGCGGCUCCAGAGUCGCAGAUGAUGCCUGCAAAUGUUUUAACUGGAAAUGUUGUUAUUGAGACCAAGUUCUUUGAUGACGAUCUUCACGUCAGCACCUCCCGAGUACGACUUUUCUACGUCUGAAGAAGAACGAACAACUUCACUUUUUUUCUUUUUUCUAUUAAUCCUUGAAUGACGGGUACGGGUGACGGCAGCACUAAAAGGGGACAAUGCAGGAAGAAAGUGACAUCCAACCAAGUCAUCAAGAUCACACUGGCUUCUUGGCAGAUGAGACUUUUUGUAUGUAAAUAUAUAUAUAUAUAUAUAUGGGCAAAGAUGAUGCUCAUGGCAAGAAACCAUGUAAAUUAUUUUAUUUGUACAUUCAUUAUUUACCCCUUGUCAUUCCAGAAGUGUCACCCUGCGAUGUACACAGCUCCAUUGUCACCUUGUGUUUUUGAUGUUUGCUUUCAGUUGAUGUUGUGGUUGCUGAUGUUGUCAUUAUUUGGAUUUUUUUUUAUAGCUGUUACUAAUCUUGUAAAAUAGGCUGUGUUUAUUACUACACAAUUAUGGAUUAAAAUAUGUUCACUACA
Molecule: messenger RNA, 1225 nt
Organism: Oncorhynchus keta (chum salmon)
Lineage: Eukaryota; Metazoa; Chordata; Actinopteri; Salmoniformes; Salmonidae
Gene: pde6d
Product: phosphodiesterase 6D, cGMP-specific, rod, delta
Exons: 6
Coding region: 309-779 (156 amino acids)
Biological process (GO): sensory perception of light stimulus
Cellular component (GO): cytoplasm
Source: RefSeq, a predicted model, not a curated record